AUGCCUCCACGGAUACCACCGUCCGCCGCAUCAAUUGCGUUGCCAGCGCCAUCUGUCCAUACCCAUUGCAAAUCAUGUCUGAACCGCUUGUUCUCCUCGACUCCGGCUCCUCAUACGAGGCAACGAUCCCAAUUUCUGCUCUGGCUUCAGGGCCCGGGUGAAAAUUUCCGACAUCCUUUACCCGGUUCCACUAAUUAUCUCUCUGCAUACAAUCGCAAAGGCCAACUACUUCGAGGGGGCGACAGCCCUUCAAGCCAGUCUCCAAACCCGUCUAAUGCACCACUUACAGAAGAUGAAAAGGCUCUCGAAGCCGCUACCGAAGAGCCCAAAGUCCCUAGGGAGACCGAAGACGACUUGCGGCCCUUCCCUCUUAAUAAGCAUUUUAUUUCCCAAAGUAUAUUGUCAGACGAGCUGCGAGAAGAGAUAUGGCGUCGAGUUCAAGAGGUUGGAAAAUCUGUCCGACAAGUCUCGGUUGAGAUGGGCGUGGACAUGCGCAGAGUAGCUGCGGUCGUCAGACUUGUGGAGGUCGAGAGGAGGAUGAAGGCAGAGGGAAAACAACUUGCUCUCCCCUAUGCCCGAGCCAUCCACUCCAUGGUCCCCGUGAAUCGAAUGAACCCCAUGACACGCAAACCCAUGGAACCGCAUGAAUCCAUCAACGACCUCGACCAACAUCCUUUCACGUACCCCCAAAUUUUCUAUCCAGCCUCUGAAUCUCGAGCAUUCAACCGUACCGACGCCGGGCGCGUCUUCAGCGGUGCCCCCCGUCUCCCAGAUGACCAGGACAUCGGACAAGGCGGCAAACCAGCCCAAGAACCCUGGCAGGACACCAAGCCCGAGUACGUAGGCAAGCCAGGCCACCAACACCCAAUCUUGAAACCCGCCGACUCACGUAUCCCCCAUCCGCACCUAAUCGCGUACGAGAAAGACAAGCAAAGCAAGUCCUUUAGCAACACUGAGGUCCACGCGCGAUAUUUGCAGCGCCUCCAGGAAGACGAAGAGAAGAGGAAAGAUGCUAGGGAGCGUCAAACUGCUGCCGAGGAGAGCAAGAAAACUCGUAUCGACAACGGUAGAUGGCAAUUUGUCGUCACUGAAGUCAUGGCGACGAGGAGGGGAACCGGUCUCGAUGGUCGUGGCACACGCAGUCCUGGUAUACGUUACGGUGUGCCCAGUCAACAUAGGAAGAAGGGCCAUGUCAAGAUCCCGACCGAUGUGCAGGUUUAA
Messenger RNA from Rhinocladiella mackenziei CBS 650.93, 1221 nucleotides. RefSeq lists its product as uncharacterized. The transcript has 2 exons. Gene Ontology annotation, biological process: mitochondrial translation. Gene Ontology annotation, cellular component: mitochondrial small ribosomal subunit. NCBI's taxonomy places the organism in Eukaryota, Fungi, Ascomycota, Eurotiomycetes, Chaetothyriales, Herpotrichiellaceae. Bases 1 to 1221 code for a protein of 406 amino acids. The record is from RefSeq and is a predicted model, not a curated record. Gene Ontology annotation, molecular function: structural constituent of ribosome.